Trichomycterus rosablanca is the source of this 1968-nucleotide messenger RNA. RefSeq lists its product as uncharacterized. The transcript has 8 exons. The record is from RefSeq and is a predicted model, not a curated record. Gene Ontology annotation, molecular function: signaling receptor activity. Gene Ontology annotation, biological process: regulation of neuroinflammatory response. NCBI's taxonomy places the organism in Eukaryota, Metazoa, Chordata, Actinopteri, Siluriformes, Trichomycteridae. Bases 1 to 1023 code for a protein of 340 amino acids.
AUGUUUGCGGACGACACCACUGUUGUGGGACUCGUCACUGGAGAAGAUGAGACAGCCUACAGAGAUGAAGUCCAAACACUGUCCAAAUGGUCACCAACGGGAAAACACGACACAGUGGCCUCGGAUGCUCACAAAACUAAAGAAACUAAAGACAAACUUUACGGUGUCAGGAAUGAGAGUGUAGAAAUCGACACCAAUGUGAGUUUGCACUGCACCAACAGAACGGUCCCAUGGGAAAAGAUGAUUUAUGUCAUCUGGAAAAUUUACUCACACGGCAAAGAGAAGUGCAGAAUUGCUGUAUCUCAAACUGACCCGGAUCACGACACCUGCAGCGAUGGAAAGAAGCUGAUCAGGAGCACGGAUGGAGCAUACCACCUGAUCAUCCCACGAUUCUCCAUCCAUGAUGAAGGAACUUACGGCUGUGAUUUGUCCUACGAAUCUUCAGGAUACAUAGAAACCAUCCAUGUUUCUGCAUGGGCCCGUCCAGAAGUCCACGGCUGGUUAGAACUUGAACGAAGCCGCACUGUCGCCGUGUGCGAGGCAACAAGCAGACCUGCAUCCUCCAUCAAGUGGAAAACACCAUUGAACUUUUCCUCAUCCAGCACUGAAAUAACCGAGACUGCAGAGGGACUUUUCACCGUAACGAGCAAAAUAAACCUGCCAGCGAACGUCCCGUACAGUAACAUCAUCUGUGACGCCUCUACCAGCAACCCCAAGUUCAACCAGUUUCACUUUAACUUCAUGGUUAGAGAACCUGCAGAUUCUCUUGGAUGGCCUUUUAUUCUUUUGGGAGUUUGUGCCACUUGCUUAAUGGUGGCUUUUCUAACCAUCCUGUACAUCAUGCGUAAAAAACUCAAACUUCUCAUGGUUUUUAGAAAGACUUGCAGCAAACCACCGAUCUCAGGAUCAAAUGAAGUCAAAAACCCACAGCUCUCUGACCCAGAACAGGUGGAACCGUAUGCCAGUUACGUCCAAAGAGUGAACUCCAUCUACAACUCUUCUGCUGAACUUUUUAACGCCUGAACCGUGCACACACACACACAUGGACAAACCCACACACACACACACACACACACACACACACACAUAGACACACACACACACAAUGACUCAAACCAAGAGAAGGACUGGAAAGAAAAGUGUCUCACAGGGAGAAAAGCUCUUGUGCCCUAAAUUUACAAUGACUGAAUGUGGGAAGACUGACGCAGCAGGAUCCAUCAUGUUCAUCAUGUUUUAUACAUGGGAAAAUGUUUGUGCGCCCCCCCCCCCCCCCAAUCCUUUACAAAUCAUGAAUAAGCUUGAUGCUUAAUGUUAGGAUCUGUCCCUGAGAGCAUCAACACCCGGGUAAAUCAGCUCCACCCCCCAAAUGUUUAGUUCAUGAAUGCGACCUUAGUUCAUGAAGUGUGUGCAGUCCCCUUUUCAUCCAAACACAGUGUUCAAGUCAUGUCUAGAGCUAUAACGAAUGAUAGACACGCAGCUCUGUUCCGGGUUUUGUUUAAUGUUUAGUUUAAAUAUUGUGUAGUAUUUUUUGAGGACAGAUGAACAGAGACUUUAACAAGCUUUAGCGAUCUCACUUCCUCCCCACAGACACCACACGUACAGAGACAUGACAGUAAGGACUUCGGUCUCCCUUCAUGUAAGACGGUGCAAUAUGUAUACUAAAGAAACUGGUAAAAACCUUAAUGCUGGUACUGUAAUGUACAUAAUCGUUUUCUUGAUGUAUAUUCGUUUGAAACAGUCCUCUCCUAAAUUAUGGGAACACUUGGUGAAUAUGAGUAAAUAAGGUGUUUUACCAGAAGUGCCAGUAAUUGUGGAGAAGACUGACCAUCAUAAUAAGAGGAAAUAUAUUCCACAUCUUGUACAGUAUUAAAGUUCAUAUGUUGUUGCUAAAUAACUUUAAUGAUAGUAAAUUAAUGUCUGUAUAUAUGAUGAACUUUUGUAUCACAAAAUAAAGUGUUGAAAAACGUU